Penicillium angulare is the source of this 2334-nucleotide messenger RNA. RefSeq names its product ATP-binding protein. The record is from RefSeq and is a predicted model, not a curated record. NCBI's taxonomy places the organism in Eukaryota, Fungi, Ascomycota, Eurotiomycetes, Eurotiales, Aspergillaceae. The transcript has 8 exons. Gene Ontology annotation, molecular function: ATP binding; ATP hydrolysis activity. The coding region runs from base 1 to 2334 and encodes 777 amino acids.
AUGGCACUUGCUCAGACCAGCGCAGACUUGUCUUCCUCCAAGCACAUGGCAUUGGGAAAUAUCUCUUCCGCCUGUCGACAGGACUUGACUCCGCCAGAUAGCCCGAAUAACGAGUUUACUCGUUCUCAAGCGCCUUUAAAGGUCAUGAAGAAGCUCCUUGAGAGUGUACUAUCCGAUUUCGAAGACCCUCCGAACAGCCCCGUCUACCAGGAAAUGUAUCAACCAGGACCAGAUGCAAUUGAAUUGCAGAAAUUGCUAGCGCAGUUCAUCCGAGGUAGACAAUCGCCUACGGUGGCCGAACAUGCCCAGUCUCGUUCUGACGGCAGUGGACAAGAGUCCACCACUCCGCUGAUAGGCGAAGUAGAUCCCAGUCCCCCGAUCUGUACCACGCCGAAUGAUUUCAAGUCGUUCGAGAGCUGGGCAUCAAAAUCCCGAUUCAAGACAGUUUUGGAAAUCUGGGACAAAGAAGCAUGUAAAUACAAGACCGCCGAAUCGGUGGACACCAGUAGUGGUCCGGACGACUAUGCUGAAUAUGCAUUCGUGGUCCGUGAACGCAUGGAUCGAAAUACUGAGGAGGUGACGCCAUUUAUAGACGUCAUAUCGGAAGGCCUGCGUGACAUACUUCGUGAGGUGCUGCUCGACAUCCAUUCUAUUACCCUGAUGGAGGACAGGCCAUCGAUCGAGCAAAGUGUCCUUUUCCAUUUCAUUCCUGAGCUCGAAGGAUGUGCGAGUAACUUGGAAACUGGUGCGGAACGUGAAUCGGCACAUGCGCAGCAUCUCCGCCUGCUCAUUGGCCACCUCAAGCACGCAUAUGCUCCUACCUCGCAACGUCUCAAGUCAAUGUUGCAGCACGGUCAUAUUACGUAUGAUCUCCUCUGGGCACUUUUCAAACCCGGAUCCCAUGUCUAUACAACAUGCUUUGGCACAGGAGAGCCGCGGUGUGUCAUUUUCGAUGCGGGGGAAGAGUUAACACGACAUGACGAGACGUGGUUCAAUCUCGAAUGCCGCUUCCUUGAUUAUGACGGAGUCAAGUUCGGCGAGGCCGGAAUCUUUCUGCGUGUGCCAAAAUUCCGAGGGUCAAAGCCGAUCGCGACUCUUGAGGCUUACCCUCUCCACCACCAUCCGAGUCACGAGAAGGUCCGAAAAGACCUAGUUGAGAGAGGCCAAAUGUUUCGGGAUUUUGCUGGCUCGCACAUUCAGCACUGUGAAGGCAGCGCAUUCUUUAUGAACAAGGGCAAGGCUAUCAAACUCAACAUCAACAGUCGAGUCGCAGUGGACGCCGCCUUUUUCCAUGAAAUGCAGCCAAACUACUCCCGGCCGUCUCUGCGCGACAUGGCAUUGAAGGAAAAGGACGGCAUUGCCGUCUUUGACAUAGGUGCAAUGGUCAUGGAGGAACGUGAGCAAGAAAAGGAGAAAAUGCGAGGAGACGGCAUGGAACUACAAAAGCUGAGCGAAGCCGAAGUGUUAAUUGCCUGUCCAACCGUGUGUUGCUUCAGUUUCAAGGAAAAGAUGUUUUUGGAAUGCGCAGUUAGUGCUCUUAGGGAUGUGAACUGGUCACCUGAAUCAUUUGACUGCCUGCAAAUUCCGCCAGAGAACAAGACACUUCUCUUAUCAAUGGCGAAAACCCGCUUGGGUUUGAUACCGACAGUACCCUUUGACGAUUUAAUUGACGGGAAAGGCCAAGGACUCAACAUCCUUUUAGAUGGCCCACCCGGCGUCGGAAAGACAUUCACGGUUGAAGCAACAUCGGAAUAUUUCAAGCUGCCUUUGUACUCGAUAUCUGCGGGCGAGCUCGUUGUCGACCACGGAGAUUCCAAUGCGCUUGAACAACAACUUGAGACCAUUUUCAAGAUCGCUCAUCACUUCAAAGCCGUGCUGCUCUUGGACGAGGCAGAUGCUUUCAUGGAGCAGCGUACAUCUUAUCACGAUACUCACAAUCGUCUAGUGACCGUUUUCCUCCGAAAGCUGGAAUAUUAUCAAGGCAUUCUGUUCUUGACUUCGAAUCGGGGUAUUCAGUUUGAUGAUGCAAUCCUCAGUCGAAUCCAUUUGAUUAUCAAGUAUCAGGGCUUGAGCAGGGAAUUUCGCAGGGAUCUCUGGGCAACCUUUCUAGCCAGAGCACGUACAGUUCAAGGACCUGCUAUGACCGAGGAGCAAGACCUCCGACGGCUGGAAGUCUUAGAUCUCAAUGGACGAGAGAUCAAAAACAUUGUAUCAAUCGCACAUGCUCUCGCCGAGGCGAAGGCCGGCCAAGUGAACUAUAAAUACCUAGAGUUAGCCGCCGGCUCGCGGCAGGAGUUCUCGAAGGAGUUCGGCAGACAGGAGAUGUAUAUCUAG